AUGGAGUACACCAAUGUGUCGAUUCCGGCAUUCGAGCCGACGCCCCUCGAAACGAUUCCUGCCAUCGCGAGCGCCGCGCGCGGCGCUUUCCGCAGUCACAGAACCAAGAGCUUGCAAUGGCGCCAGGUGCAGCUGCGCAAGUUCUACUGGGCCGUCGAAGACUACAAGCCCCAGCUGCUGGCUGCCCUCCAGAAGGAUCUCCACAAGUCCACCUUCGAAUCUCUUCUCACCGAGAUCGACUGGCUCAAGAAGGAUUGCAUCUUUAUGCUCGACCACCUCGAAAGCUUCGCCAAGGAUGAGAAAUUGGGAUCCCCCGCGGUUCCCGCCGUCUACUCGAUCAUGAAGAUGCGUGUGCGGAAGGACCCAGUGGGCACCGUGCUCAUCAUCGGCCCUUACAACUUCCCCGUCCAGCUCCUCCUGGCCCCUUUUAUCGGUGCCAUCGGUGCUGGCUGCACCGCCGUCGUCAAGCCUUCUGAGCUGACGCCCGCCUGCGCCAUGGUCAUCAAGGAGAUGAUCGAGAAGAGGCUGGAUAACGACGCCUUUGCUGUUGUCAACGGUGGCAUUCCUGAGACCACCGCCCUCAUGAACGAGAAGUGGGAUAAGGUCUUCUUCACGGGCAGCGCGACGGUGGGCAAAAUCAUCGCAAGGAAAGCUGCCGAGACACUCACCCCCGUGGUCCUCGAGCUGGGCGGCAAGAACCCUGCUUUCGUCACCAAGAAGGCCAAUCUUGCGCUGGCAGCAAGGCGGCUGCUCUGGGGCAAAACCUUGAACGCGGGCCAGGUUUGCCUCUCGCAGAAUUACAUUCUUGUCGACAAGGACGUUGUCACGACCUUUAUCGAGCAUCUGAAGCAGGCAUACCGUGAGAUGUUCCCUAACGGCGCCAAGGCCAGCCCAGAUUUCGCCCGUGUUGUCAAUCAGAGGCAUUUCUUUCGAUUGAAGAAGAUGCUGGACGACACGAAGGGCAAGAUCGUCAUGGGGGGCGCCAUGGAUGAGUCAGAGCUCUUCAUUGAGCCCACCGCCGUCCUGGUGAACUCGGUCAACGACUCCAUGAUGCAGGAAGAGUCCUUUGGCCCCAUCUUCUCCAUCUACCCUGUGAACUCUCUGGACGAGGCGCUCAACAUUGCCAACCUGGUCCACCGCACCCCUCUGUCUCUGUUUUCGUUUGGCUCCAAAGCGGAGAAUGAAAGGAUUCUUAACGAGAUGACCUCUGGCGGCGCCACGGUGAACGACUCGUACUUCCAUGCCACUCUCAACACGGUGCCCUUUGGCGGCGUCGGCGACAGCGGCUGGGGCGCGUACCGCGGCAAGGCCAGCUUCGACUGCUUCACGCACUUCCGUACCAUCGCGGAGCCGCCCUCGUGGGCCGAAUCGCUGAUGCGGGUGCGCUACAUGCCGUACGACCUGUCGCGGCUCUCCAUGCUCUCCAGGCUGAUGGACAAGAAGCCCAACUUUGACCGCAACGGCCAGGUCAUCAAGGGCUUGGGGUACUGGAUGUCGAUGAUCCUGUGCUUGGGCGGGACGGGCGCGAAAGGUGCGUUAGUGCGGUGGGCGGUUAUUUUGGCCGCACACUAUCUCUAUAGAAUCCGGGCUGGGCAAUAG
Canariomyces notabilis is the source of this 1599-nucleotide messenger RNA. Its product is annotated as aldehyde dehydrogenase. Gene Ontology annotation, biological process: aldehyde metabolic process. The coding region runs from base 1 to 1599 and encodes 532 amino acids. Gene Ontology annotation, cellular component: cytoplasm. The transcript is spliced from 2 exons. NCBI's taxonomy places the organism in Eukaryota, Fungi, Ascomycota, Sordariomycetes, Sordariales, Chaetomiaceae. The record is from RefSeq and is a predicted model, not a curated record. Gene Ontology annotation, molecular function: aldehyde dehydrogenase (NAD+) activity.